GCAGCGGCAAUAAUCGUCGGCAACGUCGGCGACGAUCACAUGAUUUUUGACGUUUAGUAGCGCUACUGCACCGUCGUUGUUCCCAACAUGGCCGCGACGGAAUGCGAAGCAACGGAGGACAGCUCGACGGACCUGUUGAGCAACGCAUUCUCCGAUGAGGCUGUCAACGUGACUGAGAAGCACGAGAGCUCCAGCAUUCCGUUGCAGACACCAUGGACCUUCUGGCUCGACAAGGCUGUGCCCGGCACAACUACCGAAGAGUACAAAGCCAAUCUGCAGAAGAUCUACACUGUAGAUACUGUGCAAAAUUUCUGGGCCGUCUUCAACAACAUACCAAAUGCCGGGGACAUGCAGGUCAAAUACAGUUACCAUUUAAUGAGAGAUGAAAGAUAUCCCCUAUGGGAAGACAAACUGAAUCAAAGGGGUGGAACCUGGAGACUAAAGUGCCAUAAAUAUGAUACCGAACGUGUGUGGAAGGAAGUGGUGCUAGCAGCAAUCGGGGAACAGUUCACCUCGCAUGUCGCACAGGACGACGAAGUUUGCGGAGUCACCGUCUCUAUUCGUGACAGAGAAGAUCUCAUUCAAAUUUGGAAUAUCAACGCUGAUUUGGCGUCAAAGGCCACGGUCGUACAGAAAGUUCAUGCCCUGGUGCCUAACGUAACUUUUCUGGGAGACUUUUACAAACCUCAUCAGUCUCACCACGCCUAUGGGAGACGUUAAAAUAUAUACAACAGCGCUGUGAUGAUAAUUAGGAAGAUGAAGGGAUACGUUAUUACUACAAUAACAUAAGACGUGUUAUCUGCAAAUGGAUAUUCACACACCAUUGUAACGAAAGCUCGAAGAAAGUCUGUUUUCAUUAAGAUCGCGCCCGAAGAUGCCAUUUAUAUCUUGUUUCUAACAUUUGUUAUCAAGUACACGCGCGGCUUGUUGUUCAACGCGCGUGCUAUAUUUAAUAAAGCGUUAUUUACUCGCUGGGUACGAUUAUAUAUAUUUUAGAAACGAAAGAGAGGAUCGCUGUUGUAACGCUGUUUUAUCUCGAACGUGAAAUAUAUUUUUAUAUCUACCACGUA
Dinoponera quadriceps is the source of this 1070-nucleotide messenger RNA. Its product is annotated as eukaryotic translation initiation factor 4E type 3-like. NCBI's taxonomy places the organism in Eukaryota, Metazoa, Arthropoda, Insecta, Hymenoptera, Formicidae. The record is from RefSeq and is a predicted model, not a curated record. Gene Ontology annotation, biological process: translational initiation. Bases 88 to 720 code for a protein of 210 amino acids. Gene Ontology annotation, cellular component: eukaryotic translation initiation factor 4F complex. Gene Ontology annotation, molecular function: RNA 7-methylguanosine cap binding; translation initiation factor activity. The transcript is spliced from 6 exons.